This is a messenger RNA of Drosophila teissieri, 273 nucleotides long. Its product is annotated as tissue factor pathway inhibitor 2. The coding region runs from base 1 to 273 and encodes 90 amino acids. NCBI's taxonomy places the organism in Eukaryota, Metazoa, Arthropoda, Insecta, Diptera, Drosophilidae. Gene Ontology annotation, molecular function: serine-type endopeptidase inhibitor activity. The record is from RefSeq and is a predicted model, not a curated record. The transcript is spliced from 2 exons.
AUGAAGUUCCUUUUCCUGAUCCUCGCUGGCCUAACUCUGUAUGUGGCCUAUAUAAAUGGCCAGAUUUGCCAAGGUCGUCCAGUCUUUCAGUUGUGCACUGGCGGCAAGGAUGAGGGAAAUCGCAAUGGACGACUUUGCGGCUUGACUGCCCAGAAUGGUAUGUGGUUCUAUAAUAGCCGGAACAGGAAGUGCGAAAAGAUGAACUAUCGCGGCUGUGGCGGCAAUGGCAAUCGCUACUGCAAAGUGGAAGAUUGCAAUCGGUGCAGGCGCUAA